AAAACAGGUCAUUUAAAGAUGACUCAGCAAUUUUGCUGCCUACUCUGACGAUUCCCAACAUUCUGUUGCUGUUUUUGCAAGUUUGCAGACCAAAUAAUGUUGAGCACUCGAUAAAACAUCUUAAAAGUAGCAUUCAGUUCCUAGGUUUUCAUACUGGGUCACAAUUUCAACAUCACUGGAGAGGCCCGCAGGGUGAUGAUGGAGCCGCAUUUCCUAAAACAUUUCCUUCGUCCUGAAAAUAUUAAAAUGGAGGAGUCACACCUCUUAGUGCAGGGGUUCUCAAAGUAGGGGUCGUGAGAUGAUUUGGUGCUAAUGUGCUAAGAAGAUGUAUUUCCGUUUUCGUGAAACUGAUAAAAUAUAACUUUAAUGCAGGGGGAAGGUGGCAUUUAUAAAUACUACUUUAUCCUCAUGUUAGGAAUUUAUUCUCAUCGGCAGUCUCCAGCACUGAUUUUGGGGGUUGUAGGCUGAAAAGUUUGGGAACCCUGUCUUGGUGGUGUUCCUGCACUGCAAAAACCGAAUAAAAAAUCGUUUUUUGCAGUGUACCACUGGCCUGUGAUCAGGGUCACUGCUACAGAGGAAGGACAAGAUAACAGCCAUGGGGAGAUCCAGUCGAGGAGAGGACAUCAGAGCGAAACCCGCUGACUUUCACCCGCUGAGAUCUAUCAGCCAACAGGUCGUCAAAAUCUAUAAGGAGGCAGUCUUAGGUUUAGAAAUGUACUGCAGUUUAAAAUGUGGAUCCACUUAACAAAGAUCAAAAGAGUUUAUUGUACAAUCUAAAUUGUAAUUGAGAAAAAAUGCAUGCGUGUGUCCAGAUUGUAUUGAAUAUACUUGUUAAUUACAAUUUGAGUUCAAUAUGAACCACAAAAAUAUUUUAUACUUUCAUCAACAUGUUUAAGAACGUGGAAAUAUUGAUGCGACAUCUCAACAUAUCAGCACCAACAACGGGAUUUAAGGACAAUGAAGUCAAUUAUUAUUAUUACUACAAUAAACACCCAUGCUUACGUAUGAAACCCGGCUUCCCAUGAGCCUCUUGGGUGAGGGAUCCUGCUCUGCUUUGACUGUGGAUCUCUUAAUGGGAUUAUCUAUUCUCAGGACAGAAGAAAGGCCGAGGGAGGAAUGUAUCCAGGGCAGACGUCUGACCGUAACCCUCUCACCGUUAAGACAAACUGAAAACCCAAAUAAACCGGUACAGGGUUCUGGAUUGUUCUGGUGCACGCCGCUGCUGACGCACCGAUGAGCACGGAGGCCUCUCCCCCUGACGCCGAGACACACGGGCGCCACUUACCCACCAUGCCUGACAGCGAGGACAGUGAGCAAGAAACCAGCCAGGUGGAGCCGCCGGUGACCAGCUGGAGCGAGCUGUCCAUCAUAGAGCGCGUGGGCCUCAACAGCGUGGACAUGACAGAAAAGGACUUGGAGACGGCCUUCUCUCAGAUCGCCCUGGCCUUCCGCUGCGAUCAGUACACCCUGAAGCAGAGGCUGCAGUCAGAGGAGCACGCGCGCAACCUGGCGGAGGAGAACGUCCACCUGGAGCUCAGCCGAGGCAGGGAGACCCUGGAGACACUGAAGGGCCUGUGUUUGGACAGCAAGCGCAGCAGCAUCCUGCAGAGGCUGGAGCUCUCCCUGGACAUCCUCGGUGGCACCGUCGAGCGGAUCUCCAGCACGGCAGAGGUGCUUGGUGCCGUCCACCAGGAGGCUCGGGUGAGUCGCGCUGUGGAGCUCAUGGUGGCUCACGUGGAGAGUCUGCGGAGGCGGCAUGACAGGAAUCUAGCGGAGCUGGAGGAAGCUAAAAAGACGCUGCAGGAGCAGCAGCAGCUCAGCGCCAGCAGACACAGCAUUAUUACCAGAAUCUUCCCAGCAGAUCCAGAAAGUGAUAGGAGGAGGAGAAACUCCAAUCAGAGCGUCUUACUGCGGAGAGUCAGCGCAUCGAUCAUCUCUAGCCCCACUCAGGAGAAGAGAAAGCGAGAUUCAAGGAAGAGGACUUUCUCCUGGAAGAAGCAGUCUCCUCCGCUCUUGUCUCCGUCGCUGAGCUUUGAUUCUAGCAGCUUGGUCUUUACUCGAGAGGACAGCCUCCCAAUGGAUGAAAGGCAACCAGACACAGAUCCACCAGAAGAUCCUCCUGCGGACCUUUCUGCUCCCAGCCCAGAGAGCCCACCGACAGAGGAAGUGGCUCCCUCAAAUGAGCAGAACAAAAGCCUCUCCCUGGACUCCCAGCGACAAAGACAGAGAGCCAAACCCGCCGUAUUAAACAAAGGGAAGGGACGAAAGGCUCCACUUAUCCAGAGACAAAUCUCCAUAGGCACGUAUGGGUCUCCGUGUAAGCAGGAUCCUCUGGCGGUCCGGCUGCAUCGCUGCCAAUGGGCGCGCAUCUGCGCCAACCUGCUGGUGCUGUCCUGCGUGGUGAUGCUGACCUGCGUCAUGUGGAAACUUCACGAAGGAGAGUCUGAGCCAUGACCCGUCCAUCUGUACUUCAUCCUCACUCUCUUCGAGGAUUUAGUUUGUAAAAUAAAACCCUUUUCCAUCUC
Molecule: messenger RNA, 2525 nt
Organism: Fundulus heteroclitus (mummichog)
Lineage: Eukaryota; Metazoa; Chordata; Actinopteri; Cyprinodontiformes; Fundulidae
Gene: irag3a
Exons: 14
Coding region: 1234-2454 (406 amino acids)
Cellular component (GO): endoplasmic reticulum membrane
Source: RefSeq, a predicted model, not a curated record